AUGGAAGGCUCAUCUAGUAGCCGACCCACGUUGAUUGACUCAAGUUCACCAGUUCAAACCCCAAGAAGUAAUCCGGAUCCAACUGUAAGUGCAACUUGUGGUACUAGUCCAUCUGUUGAAGAAGAAAAUGAUGCUGCUGAUAACUCAUUCCAAAGGAAGAAAAGAGCGAAGACAUAUCCUGUAUGGGCAGAAUUUAGAGAGGUUCUUCAACCCGACAAUACGAAGAAGGCAGAAUGCAUCCAUUAUUCAAUGGCAGCAGGUAGUUCGCUGCCUCCUCUUAUAGGUGGGAAGUUUGAGAUGGCUAGGAUGAGGGGACUAGUAGCGCAAGGGGUGUUUAUGCAUGAGCACCAAUUCAGAGUUGUCGAGCAAGAGGGUUUUAAUAAUUUGCUAAAAUAUUUGACGCCUGGUUGGGAAAAAAUAUCACGCUUUACAAGUAAAAAUGAUUGUAUGAAGGUGUAUGAAAUGGAAAAUGAAAGGUUGAAGGCUGUUUUGAAUAAUAUUGAUAGAAUUAGUUUGACUACUGAUCUGUGGAAUUCAAGUAAUCAGAAACUUGAGUACAUGGUUGUGACGGGGCAUUGGAUAGAUACUAAUUGGAGGUUGAAUAAACGUGUGCUCAGUUUUGUUCGUUUACCGCCUCCUCGUGGUGGUGUCCAGAUUGCUGAUAGCAUAUUUAACUGUUUGCGGGAAUAG
Molecule: messenger RNA, 690 nt
Organism: Pistacia vera
Lineage: Eukaryota; Viridiplantae; Streptophyta; Magnoliopsida; Sapindales; Anacardiaceae
Product: zinc finger BED domain-containing protein DAYSLEEPER-like
Exons: 2
Coding region: 1-690 (229 amino acids)
Source: RefSeq, a predicted model, not a curated record